GGUCCACCAAUCUACCGAAUUCGUGAUCGGGCUCGUCGACGAAGAUAGUACAGCAUACGAAGUACGUACCACUACUACCCAACUAUUACUCACUAGUACUUUCAUGCAAAACGGUCGGAAUGUUCAAGGUUUGUUUUAAUUUUCAUUCUUAUUUACAUUACAUGAUGCAGGUAUAGACCUCCUGGGGUUCAGAGAGCGACAGGGCUCAGACAUGGGCUCGGAUAUCCUCACAGAACGCGCUUGGGGCUCUCCCUCAACUUCUGAUCCAUCGUCGACGCGCACUACGAAUGCAUCAGAUGCAACAUUGCCUGACCCAACUCCGAUCAUUCCAUACUGUCCUCGUUCAUCUUCGGCACGUCUCUUUCCAUGGCGGGGAAGUGCACCCGGAAAGCUCAAGACCGCAAAUGCGGCUCUCGUCCUCUGUCUGAACAUCGACACUAAUCCCUGCGCAGCGCUCGAGUGCUGGGCUCUCGAAGCCAUCGGCUCUAACCUUCAGCACCAGUUUGAGGGUCUGAGUCUCAAGAUCCCUUACAAACCCAUCCUUGAUCCCUCCUACGAGGACCUCCGUCGUUUCUCCAAAGACGAAACACCCACCCCCAGCGGGGAGCUUUGGUGUUUCAACCGGAACUACACCCAAUACAUUCCCACUUGGCUCGGCAGCCCAGGUGUAUAUAUCUGGGAUUGCAGUGCUGCCGGGCACUUGCUCUCCAACUUCAUAACCUUCGCUGAGCGUCGGGAUCAGGAUGCGUUCACCACCCGUGGGGGUUACGCGGACGGAAUGCAGCCGUACAUUAACUCCCUUCAACUCGCCGCAUGUGCUACCCAUGAGCAACUUCCGACAUGUCCGGAGCUGCCCGCAGACGUUUUCACGUCAUGUCUGACUUCCCCUAUUGACAUCGCGCUGCGAUACUUCAUCAUGACCCAUCAUCUCCCAAAUAACAUCACACCCGACAUGGUCAUGCAGCUACCGGGAGACCUCAAGGACCGCCGGACACCUCUCGGGGAGCUCAACUGGAUUUUCACCGCCAUAACAGAUACCAUCGCGUGGACUACAUUCCCUCGGGACGUGUUCACGCGGCUGUACCGCUCUGACCUCCUCAUUGCAAGUCUCUUCCGAAAUUUCUUGCUCGCAGAGCGCAUCAUGAAGAACUACCACUGCACCCCACACACACACCCUCCACUUCCAGCCACGAAUACUCACCAACUCUGGGCAGCGUGGGAUCUAGCCCUGGACACAUGUCUACGCCAACUGCCUGAACUGCUCGCGAAGGCUCCAGGCGCGCCCAGCAGUCCCCCAAGUCCCAUUAUCGGCACGGGCACGCGCUCGGGACACAUCAGUCAGCGUGGGUCUUCUGGUGCUCCGAACACCGAGAAACCCUACCAGUAUAUCCCGAGCCGCUUCUUUACCGACCAGCUCACUGCGUUCGAGGUGUGGAUUUCACGCGGUGGUUCUGCACUAACAAAGCGGGGUCCUUUGUCACUACCUCUUCAGAACGGUGGGGAUCGCUGUGACACGCCUGACGUUGUAAACGGAACCACUUCCCCUGAUGCUGAUCUCGUCCCGCGUAAACCCCCCGAUCAGCUCCCCAUCGUCCUGCAAGUGCUGCUCUCGCAGCCCCAUAGACUCCGGGCCCUGAUUCUCCUCUCCCAAUUUGUGGACCUCGGACCCUGGGCCGUCAACCUUGUACUCACUAUUGGAAUCUUCCCAUAUAUCUCCAAGCUACUGCAAGCUGCAGGCCAGGACCUGCGCCCGGUGUUGAUCUUCAUAUGGGCACGCAUCCUCGCAGUAGAUCCCAGUGUUCAAGUUGACCUAUACAACACCGGAGGAUUCAAGUACUUUGCGAAUGUGCUAGCGACGCAGGAAGACAACGAACUGCCCAACAGCAGCGAGCACAAGGCCAUGUGCGCAUUCAUUCUCAGUGCCGUUGCAAGAGAUUUCUAUAAUGGCCAGAUGGCAUGUUGGCGCGAAAGGGUAUUCGACGCUUGCUCCGAGCGUCUGGAAGAGGGCGACUUUUUGCUGAGGCAGUGGAGUGCGCUAUGUAUUGCGCAAAUAUGGGACUCCAAUGAUGAGGUCAAAGUAUAUGGUGUCGAUCGUGGGAUUCAAGACAAGCUCAUCCUCAUGCUGUCUGACGACUCGCCUGAAGUUAGAAGCGCAGUCCUAUAUGCACUUUCGACUUUCAUGGGUGCGGCUGGGGGCAAAGGUCAGGGUGGCGCUGGGACUGGGACUCAGUAUCAGCUCGAAGAGCGCAUACACUUCAGGAUGGAAGUGGCUGUUGCAACUGGAGCCACUCUUGCUGUAAGGGAUGAUGCAAGCCCGAUGGUGCGCAAGGAGCUACUCGUGCUUAUAAGCUGCCUCGUGCGCGAAUGGCGCGGGCACUUUGUCGUUUGCGCGUGGAUGUACUGGGAAGAGGACCGGCGAUGGCGCGCAGGCGAACCACAUACCCACCAUCACCAUGCGGAAGAGGAGGUCACAGCUCAGGCGCUCGCUGAAUGGCUGGACGGAUUUGGCGAUGACGAAGGUGCGAGGGAAGAAAACCGAGUGUUGCUCUCAAGCUUUUUUACAAUUUUCGUGGUGCUCAUGGAGUUGACAAUUGACCCAUACCACGAGGUCGCGACACUCGCGCAGACAGUAAUGGACUACAUUUUUGCGCUGCUCCUCGCAUCACCAUUUGCGAAACUUAACCUCGUUCCCCCACUACCCGUCGAUCACAAACCCGCUGGUGCAAACGGCACGCACUCGCGCGUGAGCUCGGCACAAGGCUCACCGCUGAUGCAACACCCACCCUCACCGUCAUUGUCCCGUCCAUCAAAUACACUACGGCGCACCGAUGAGGCACGCGCCCCGCCAAGCCCUGUACCAUCCUCACUCUCCCGUUCUGACAUCCUCGUUGCAUCCCGUCCCCCAUCACCCAACUUCAACAUCGCACAGUAUGCCUCACCCUAUUCACGCCCGCCAACGCCGUCGCGGGAUAAAGAAAGAGACUUGGCUUCGCCUCCGGUGUCACCAACUGCAGGGACUGCGACCUUCCUACCUUCACAUGUGAUGGAAGCACUUGUUGAGGAGGAUAUGGUGCGUUUGCGGGCACGACGUCGGGAAGGAGCGCAUGGACGACGUCCUGCAGGCUCAGGACACGGUCAUGCAGGUUGUAGUGCCAAUGGUGGCCUGAACAGUCCAUGCGAGAGCACGUUCUCUAUGGAUUCGAAUGUCAGCAAUGUACCGCUUGGCUGUGGGACCGGUAACGGACUGCGUGAUGUAUUACCCCUGAAAAGCUCGUUCUUUGCUUGGUGUUGUGAAUACUUUACGGAGCCGCAGAUGCGGCAAACGGAGGCGGACGAGCCAGGAAGCGUGCAGUACAAUUACCAAGUGUGGAGGCAGCAGCGUAAUGAGCAAGUCAUUACGGAGACGCAGAGACAGUCAAUAGUUGCUGAGAGCUCAAAAUGGGAUCGCCCUGUGGCCAACCUGCACGUGAACAGUCAUCCGUUGUGCAUGGCAAUGCAUGCAUACGACCCACACCUAGUUAUCGCGAAUGACAACGACAUGAUCAGUGUUUGGGAUUGGACACAACGCAAGCGCUUGAAUUACUUCUGCAAUGGUAAUCCUAAAGGCACGAGUAUUACGUCGCUGCAUGUAAUCAAUCAGGAUAUACCGACCAGUUGUGCAGCCGACGGCAUCGUGCGUCUGUACCGGAAUUACGACCCCACAAUGAACCAAGGUCCACUGCAGAUGGUCAGCUCAUUCCGUGCACUGCAUGAGUUGAUCCGUGUGCGUAGAGGUAGUGGUCUUGUACUAGAUUGGAAACAAUCUGGUGGCACGCUGCUGAUCGGGGGCGACUCUCGCAUCAUCCGUGUAUGGGAUGCCCACACGGAGACUCAGGUCCUGGAUCUCGAAACUAAUUGCGAGAGCCCUGUGACGUCUAUCACGUCAGAUCAGGGUUCGUCGUCUACGUUCAUUGUUGGCUUUGCCGAUGGUCUCGUCAAAGUUUUCGAUCGUCGAUUAGAGGAAGAGGACGCUAUUGUUAGAUCGUAUCAUGACCAUCACUCAUGGGUACAGAAUGUCAAAUACCACCCGCGCAUCAGCGGUCAGUUCUUGUCUGCAAGCCUCGCUGGUGAAGUCCGUCUGUGGGAUUUAAGAGGCUCUGAUACAGCGGCUCAAGCUUGGGACUUACACCAUGCGGGCUUGUCCGCGUUCGAUGUACAUUCACAGACGGGCGUGUUUGCCGCAACAUCUGCUCUUACUCCUGCCAACUUCAGGCACCAGCGGCUCACGGUACAUUCUAUAUCAGAUCCAUCGCCGCUCUCCACGCUGAGCCUACCGACGGGCUUGAACGCGUACCCCUCUCGACCGCCGACGCCUUAUAUCCCUAGGCAUACAUCCUUGGCGUUCCACCCAAUGGAGAUGUUGUACGCCGUUGGGCAGCCUGAUGGUUCUGUUAAAAUCACUGGAUGCAAACUCACUUAGAGAAUAUAUGUGCAUGGACUCUCGCAUCACCAUCAUCAAGUAAUAUGGUGACACUGACCUUUUUUUUCAUCAUUUUCACUGGUUUCUGUGAGCUCGCUGGAUCUACGAACGCCCAUUGUUUUUGCAACGCGCUUAUAUUUAUCAUGUGACCAGUUUUACUAACUCGUAAUCAAAUCUUUCUGAACUAUA
Suillus subalutaceus is the source of this 4648-nucleotide messenger RNA. RefSeq lists its product as uncharacterized. Gene Ontology annotation, molecular function: protein-macromolecule adaptor activity; protein binding. Gene Ontology annotation, biological process: TOR signaling; regulation of autophagy; positive regulation of cell growth. Gene Ontology annotation, cellular component: cytoplasm; TORC1 complex. Bases 212 to 4459 code for a protein of 1415 amino acids. NCBI's taxonomy places the organism in Eukaryota, Fungi, Basidiomycota, Agaricomycetes, Boletales, Suillaceae. The record is from RefSeq and is a predicted model, not a curated record. The transcript is spliced from 17 exons.